AUGCAUCAACAACGUAUGCAAAGUUUUAUUGAAGAUCAAAUUAGAAAACUUAUUGCAUUUCGUGGUAAUUGUAAUGACAAUGUUAGUCAAUGGUUAUGCAAUACUGGAACUGUAUUUGAUAGCGUACAGUUACAAACAUCGAAUAAAUUCUUAGUAGUACAAUCGUAUUUAAUUGGUACUGCUUCCAUUUGGCUUUAUUUCCACAAGUCUGAUAUUCAUGAUUGGGAUACAUUUAAACAUGAAAUUCUUAAAGCUUUUCAACCCGUAUCUAAUCGAGCAUUAUCAGUGGUUGAACAACGAUCAAUACCAGUACAAAAUGUUAAUUCAUCAUCAAUAUCGUCCAAAACAGCCCCAGAUUCGUCCUGCACAUCUCAAGAUAAUUUUUCAGCAGUUAUUGAUCUAAGCGGAUCAAUUUCAAAUAAACGUUCUCCACCAUCCUCGGAAAUUGAAAAAUCUUCAACACCUGAACAAAUAAUAAAUGAUGAUCAACAAUUAACCAUUGCCGUUUUGACUGAAAUCUCAUUGCUUCAUCAAUUCAUAAACGAAAAUGUAAUUGAAGAUUCAACUAUUGAUAAUAUUCCAAAUAAUUCUCCCCGGAUAAUUACAAGUCCUCAAUUAACAUGUUAA
Molecule: messenger RNA, 627 nt
Organism: Rotaria socialis
Lineage: Eukaryota; Metazoa; Rotifera; Eurotatoria; Philodinida; Philodinidae
Source: the annotation of a GenBank genome assembly